Daktulosphaira vitifoliae (grape phylloxera) is the source of this 2270-nucleotide messenger RNA. RefSeq lists its product as uncharacterized. NCBI's taxonomy places the organism in Eukaryota, Metazoa, Arthropoda, Insecta, Hemiptera, Phylloxeridae. The transcript is spliced from 4 exons. Bases 1331 to 2173 code for a protein of 280 amino acids. The record is from RefSeq and is a predicted model, not a curated record.
ACAUGGGUUUAGUUGAAAAUAGAAAUUUCGUUAUUGAUAAAAAUAGUAAAUAGUACUUAUCGGUAAAUAUUCGUGACAAAUUAAUUUUGUUAUGAUUUUAACAUGAGAACUGCUAAUUCCGUUUAUUAAAAUUCAUAAUUACGUAGUAAUGAAAUAAAAAAAAAAAAAUACUAAGAUCAUUAUCUCGGAAGUUUAUUACAACGCGUUACCGAGAAAGUGAUACUGCAGUACACAUAUAUUGGUUUAAAAAUGUUAAUUGACCAUUUAAAAAUAAAACACUAGCUAAAUUAUAAGCAAAAAUUGAUAUUUAUAAAUAUAUUAACAUUUGAAAGCUAGAAUAUUGUCAAAUUAUGCAUAAUAAAUAAAUUAAAUUUAAAGCAAUUAAUUAUAAGUCGUAAAAACCUAUUGGGCCUUUAAUGUAAUAAGUCAAGAAUGGUAUCGAUAAUUAAGAAUAAAACAUAAAUUAACACUUGUGUGUAGGAAUUUUGGACUAUCAACACACAAACAUAAAUUACACUUGUAGUCUAUGUAUUCAUUUGACUGUUAUGGCCUAAUUUCAAGUAUUAUAUUCUUUAUAUGUACUUUUGUAUGUUUUCUCAACUUUGAUCUUUGACUACAAAUUAAAGUAAUUUUUCAAAUCGGACAAGCUUAGAUCAUUAGUUGUUCAUUUCAAAUGUUCACAGUGGCAUGCUCAGGAUUUUUUGUAAAGAUGUCAGUCACUUUUUUCGUGUACAAUAUGUUCUUAUCUUUUGACCCUUUCUGUAGUUUCUCAAUUAAAUAAAAAAAUAAAAUAAAUAUAUUUUUAAGAAUAAAAUAGCGAUAAUGAGUUCAUGAGUAUGAAAUGUAAUUUAGAUGAUUUGUAUUAUAAAAAAGUAGGUGGUAGCAUUCUGUCCUUUAGUGAGAACAACACUCAAAGUGAAAUAAUUUUUAUGAAUAUUCUUAUCAAAAUUUUGUCACAUUAAUUCUAAUUGGUGAAUAGAUUUUAUUGUAAGCAUGACGUGAUUUCUAUUAAAAUUAUAAUACUUACAUCAACGUUAUGAACACUAUUGUUUUUAAACAUUUAGUGUCCAAGUAUCCAUGAAAAUAUAAAUAAUGUCUAAUAGGAGGAUGUGUGUCAUUUUAUUAGUAAUUUCUUUAUGUGUAAUAAGUUCUGCGAAUGAUUAUUGUAUUUAUUUGUCAAUUGGAUGCACUUGAAAGAAAAGCUAAACUUUCUUUACAAACUAUUUAAAUGAAAAUUAUCAUAUCAUUCAUUGAACGAUACAAUAAGGUAUCAUCCUCUUGUUUAUCUUAAAUCAGAUUUUAUUCAUUUUUGUCAGUCAAGUAGUACAUCAUGAUCUGCCGCGUUUCCUCUAUCUUUACCACUGUUCUUGCUGUUGUGGGUAGUGCUGUUUGUGUACUAUUCUCCGAAUAUUUACCUGACAAUGGAAGUAAUAACUUUAAUAAUCUAUCGACUCUCAGUGCAUCUGUAAAAAGUUGUUUAAUUGGAUCAAACGCGUUUAUUCCAUGUUUUAAUGAACGUGCAAUGGCUGCUUUGGAGCGUGCAGAAUCAUUGGAUACAUUACCUUUGGAUCAGAUUUUUGAAGUCAAGAUGCCACUUGGCGACGUAGAACCCGCUCCCAGGGGAAUAUACUCAGUUAAUGAUGAUCCAUACAACAUUGGUGCAGUUUUUGAAGCAGCUACAUCAUUGUUAUCAAGGCGAACGCUAAGCUGGGACUUCAGCAUAAUAUUCCCUGGUUUAUUAAUGCAAGUUGAUCCAUCAUGUAAUAAUAAAGGAACUGUUAAUUUUUUAUUAGAUCCACGUCAUAAAUAUGAUAAAAAAAGCUUAACUUUUGGAAAUAUUAUUUUUAAAAGAUCAUUGUUACAAUCUGUACUUGCUACUCAAAUAAGUAUUGUAUCUUUAGUACCGAUGAUAUUUGCAACAUUAUAUUUUCUAAUAAAAAACGCAUUAAUGAUGUCAAAGUUUGCAAUUGUGAUUUCUAGUUUUGUCAGUUAUGGAUCUACUUACUACAAUUAUCAAAACCAGAAAAGUGGUCCAAUAUUUGUUCCUUCUUUUCUAUCACCACAUAGAGAUGAAAAAUAUUAUGACAACUUAAACAACUUCGAACAGAUAUCUUCUUCUAAUACUGUGCCUUUAAUAAAAGGCCCCAUAAAUUAUUUCCCCAAAGAUUAUUAAACUUGUAUCGUGGUAUUGCGAACUAUGAAUUGUGAAAUAUAUUCAAUGUAAUAAUUUUAAUUAACCUAGUAUUUUUAUUUUUAUAUCAUUAUACUCU